Messenger RNA from Saprolegnia parasitica CBS 223.65, 1860 nucleotides. RefSeq lists its product as hypothetical. Lineage: Eukaryota; Oomycota; Saprolegniomycetes; Saprolegniales; Saprolegniaceae. Gene Ontology annotation, biological process: proteolysis. The record is from RefSeq and is a predicted model, not a curated record. The coding region runs from base 1 to 1860 and encodes 619 amino acids. The transcript has 5 exons. Gene Ontology annotation, molecular function: cysteine-type exopeptidase activity; dipeptidase activity.
AUGUUUUUGGCGAUCUUGGCGACGCUGGCCCUCACGGCUCAGGGCUGCACGACGAUCGUCGUCGGGCGAGAGGCCUCGACGACAGGCUCCUCCAUGGUAACGCACGCGGCGGACUGCAGCAGCUGCGACUUUCGCAUCGGAAAGGUGCCGGCCAAGACGCAUCCCGUCGGCGCACGGCGGGACAUUGCGCCGUUUCGUCUCGCCUACCCUCGCUACGUUGGCGACGAUCGCGGCGACGUCUUUCGACUCGACAACGUCGAUACGUCCAUCUUCAACUGGACGGCCACGGAGCCGCUGGGGCAAAUCCCGCAAGUGCCCACCACGUUUGGCUACAUCUCAGGCGUCUACGGCGUUAUCAACGAGCACCAAGUCGCGAUCGGCGAAAGUACGUGCGGCGGUCGGCUCGUUAGCCUUCCGGUGUCCGCGCCCGGCGGCAAGGCCCUCUUUGACGUCGCCGAGCUCACCAACGUGGCCAUGGAGCGAGCGAAUACGGCACGCGACGCCAUCUUGCUCAUGGGCGCGCUCGCCGAGACGUACGGGUACUACGGCGCAGCGUACGACACGCCCAGCGCGCUCCUCGAAGCCGGCGAAGCUUUGACGGUGAUCGACCCGAACGAAGCCUGGGUCAUGCAUAUCCACCCGGAUGACACGGGCGCGUCGGCCGUCUGGGCCGCGCAGCGCCUUCCGCACGACCAUAUUGCGGUUGUCGCCAACCAGUUUACGCUGCGGGCGCUCAACCUCUCGGACCCCAAAUCCUUUCUCGCCUCGACAAAUGUCGAGGAUGUCGCGAUCCGCGCCGGCUUGUACGACCCUUCGGUCGACGGCGCUUUCGACUGGACGGCUGUUUACGCCUACCGGCGCGAUGGAGCGCAUGCGCCCAACCACUACUACGCCACACGACGCGUGUGGCGCGUCUUGACGCUCGCCAACCCGUCGAUCGAGCUCUCACCGACAACCGAUAUGCUUGCUACCGACUACCCCGUCUCCGUGCAGGUGGCGGCGCCGCUCUCGCCGUCGACGCUCAUGCGUAUCCACCGCGAUCACUAUGAAGGCACAUCCUUCGACUUGACGUCCGGGCCCAUGGCCGGCCCGUACGGCUCGCCUGAUCGCUACGACGUCAAUGGCAAUGGCAACAUGACCAAGGCCGACGCGCUGCGCAGCCACCAAGAGCGCGGCCUCUCGAUCUUCCGCGCUGCCUACUCGCUCGUCGCCGUUUUGAACGCGGGCGACCCGCGCGCUGCGCACAUUUGGUUUGGCCCGUACGCGCCGCACGCCACCGCGUACGUGCCGAUCUUUGCCUACGCCGACGCCGUGCCAUCGGCGUAUGCGACCGGGUCGCUGCACGUGUUUGCACAUGACGUCAUGUACUGGAAUGCGGCGCUCGUCGGCAACUGGGCCGGACGCUUUUACGCCCACGCCAUGCCGUCCGUGGCGGCGACGCAGCUGCGUAUUGAGACGAAUCUGCGCGCAACGCUGGCGCGUGUGGUGGAGACCUUGCAGAUGGAGACCGACGUCCGUGCCUUUCUGACGUCGUCGAGCGCAUCGAUGGUAGCGACGACCAUGACGACCUAUGCGUCGCUCUUUCAGCGCCUCGUGGUCGAGUUCCACGGACGGCUACCACCAUGCACGGCCUGCACGCGAAGACGCUGUCGCCGACUCGCUCUUCUACCCGAGUGGUGGCUGCGCCAGGUCGGGUACUUUGCGCCACCCGACCACGUCCAAGCCAGUGCGAGCCGCUUCGUCUGGCUCCUCGGCUGUCUCGUUGCUGUCCUUGUCACCUUUGGCGUCGUCUGGAUGGGUUUUACGCUCGGCUCCAACCUUCUCAUGCGCCACAGCCAAGGCUACAGCAGCAUUCUCUAG